This is a messenger RNA of Lactuca sativa (garden lettuce), 3817 nucleotides long. Its product is annotated as 2-isopropylmalate synthase. NCBI's taxonomy places the organism in Eukaryota, Viridiplantae, Streptophyta, Magnoliopsida, Asterales, Asteraceae. The record is from RefSeq and is a predicted model, not a curated record.
CUAAAAAAUCUCAUCCUCUCUUCUCUCUUGAGAGUUACAAAGGAGUUAAAUAUUAAAUUUUAUAAUAUCAUAUGAUAUUAAUGUUUUUGUGAAGUAUUUUUCUAAAAAUAUUAAAAUAAAUCUUUUACAGAAAUGAAAUAAAUUAGUCAAUUUUAUUGUUGUCAGAAAAUAAUAAUGUUUAGGUUAAUAUAAUCAGAGCACCACAAUACCUGAAAAAUUCGAAAUCACCAUUUUGGUCAAAAACUCGAUGACCUGCUUGCCAUCAAGUCCGUAUAAGAAUUCAUGUUCUAGAACUAGAACUCUAGAAGAUGCAUUUCUGAUUUGAGCUCGUGCCUACUUCAGUUUCUACCAAAAACUACUUUAUUUGGUAAAAUUUCUUUUGUGAAUUCAACUUGGAUCGACGAAAGUGACUAUACCUGAAGCAUGCUUUCUUGCUUUUAGUACUCAGGAAAUAGGUAUACAGUGACAAUUAAUGCUCAAUGCAGUUGCAGUGUCUCGAUCUUUCUUUGAAGUUCUAACAUUAACGUGAAAUUGAAAUUGAAGACGAUUUGGUGGUUGAUCUUAAGAGAGUUGUCUGUCAACUCCACUCAAACACAUCGUCACAUUUGCCUACCAACUGUUUGAUGAAAUGCUUGAGAGAGAUUUGAGGUUUUAAAAAUCGUUAUUCCUACAGUUAUGUUUCAAGCCUCUAAAAUAAACGUGCAUUUACGUCACACAAACACGUUCCUGGACCUAAUGGUUGUCAAUAUCUCGAUAGGUUCAAAAACCAGCUUUAAGAAGUUUAAGCGGUUCAUCGCGCUCUAUUAUCUUUUCCUUUGCAUGUUAGAUUGCUCUAGUUUUUCUUUUUUCCAUCAGGUUCUUUAUCACUUCUUUUCCUAGAAGAAGGGAAUACCUUUUGUAGAUGAGAUAAUUUACAAUAGGUUGACUUCACCCCAACAGGACGUUUAUUCCUAUCUAUCUUACAUGUGGUACUGUAAGUUCUCUUAGUUUGCUUAACAUCUUAAGCCUAUAAUUUAAACGUCUAUAGCUAGCUUGGAAACACGAUAUGAAGGAAUACAAAGUUCUGACUAUUUGUGAAGUUCUCAACAUAUCCUUGCUUUCUCUGGAAGUAGCCAUAAGAUUAAAUGUUGCACCAUAUUUAAUGGUAUUCUGGGAAUACACCAAUAUUUUUCAGAGGGUAACACAAAAUUGUAGAUCCAAUGGAACAAAGAAACUUUGCCCUAUCCUAAAAUGUGUUAUUUAUCGCAAGUGAGCUGGUGGUUUGCAUAUUUGUGGAUCAUUUUCCUUAUCAUUAUGCUUGCCUUUUCGUUGCAAUCAGACCAUGCUUAAGAAUGUGGUUUUUGUAGCUAACUGGAUUGAAGUCAGUUCAUGUUGUUUCAUUUUCUCUCUUCUUAGUUCUCUACUUCUCUUUUCCCUGUUCCAUUGGCAAAAUUAAUCAACAAUUUGAAAAAUCUUUCAGCAUAACUGCAUCUGUUUCUGUUUCUGUUUGUGUAUGCAGGCGGAGAUGGUUGUUAAAAAGAGUAAGCUCAAGCUCAAAAAGCCACAUGAUAGUAACACCUUAGACCCUCCAACAACGAACUACAUUUUUAAAACCUUGAUUUCCUCCCUUGAAUCUCACGAGGGUAUCAAGUCACAACUCUUGAAAAGCACAUAUUAUUUGCUCGUUCAGUUAUCUUCAAAGCAACAACUUUCUGUAGGCAAAGGAGGCGAUCAAAAUGAAUUGUUCAUGAAAACAAAUGAGGGUGAAGUUAGGUUGAGUUUAAGGGAUUUAUGUACACUCUCCAAUACCCUCUUUAAGGAUCUUGAAAAGAGGUUGAAGCAGUUGCAUGAUGUCUCUCUUCAACUGGAAGAAGUAAAUCUACUGAUAAGAUGUUGUGUGGUAACCUUGACAAUGGCAUUUCAUCUACCCCAAAAACAUUAUUUGGAAAGCGGAAGAGCUUUUCUUCUGAUAUUCAAAAAGUUAAGUUUACUUCAAGUAGCAGAUAUGAAGAAUUCACAUUCUUCUUGUCAAUGCAUGUGUAUUGGUGAGAAUUCUUCUGAUUCCUUUGCUGAGGUUGCAUCUUUACACCUCUUUCAUCCCUGCAUUCCUUCUAUCACGACAAUCCUUGAGGUAUUUAUAGACGAGCUUCUGGUGCAUGGGCGUGUGAGAAAGUAUUUGCACUUGAUUCAUUCUUUGUCUCCUGCUAACCAAUGUUUAUUUAAGCAUGGCCCUAAUUCUGCUGACUUUGGAAUACUGAUGGAGAUGAUAUUUGCUCAUUUUUCAUUAUCAAUAUCCAAUGAAGGGUAUCUUGAGGAAUUUCUUAAUAAAAUAACGUGGGCCCAGUCUGAUGAUAGUCACAAAUCAUUGGGACUAAGCAUCACUGCAGCCAGAAUUUUGCUGCAAAAUCCGGUUUUCCUUUCUUCACCAAACUUAUUGCAGGCCCAUAUCGUUUCAUUGGUUUCCAAUGUAAUUAAUCUUGACAUAAUUACGGAAAUGCCCUCACGACUUAUCCAUCACUACCUUCCGUUAUUCGAAAGCUCUGUUACCAUGUAUACACGACACAUGUCCAAAUUGAAAACCGAGAACCAUUCAGCUAACAAUAGUGGCAUUUCGGUCAUUUUACACACGGAAAGCUCUCGGCCUUCUUUCGAAUCGUGUAUCGAGCCUACGAAAAGGGCGAAUCUCGAUGAAACGAUAACUGUAUUGAAUUACUCAUGGAACUUAAAUCUACGAAGACAGUUUUUCAAGAAAAAACUCGACCUCUUAGGUUCCUGUAUGGAGUAUAUUGACGAAACUGCCCCUCACGUACUUGACAUAGCAUGCCGAGAUGAGGUUAUAUCUUUCUUAAAAUGCAUGUUAACGAGAGUUGCUAAUGAUGAUAACGACAUCCAACUUCCUCUCAACGGUGACGCCAGUCUGCAAGAUAUUUGUCUUCUAGCAUCUUUAUUGAUGCUAAUGAGCAAUUCAUUGAUUCAAUCUAUUUGGUGUCUAAAAAACCAACAACAUCCCAUGGAGUAUGAUUUUAUUUUGGGCAUUAUCAAAUGUUUCAAAGAAUUCAGUAUCCGUCUUCCCAUCCAAAAAUUCUCCUACAACAUUAUGGAAAGCUGUAACGAAUCAAGGCUGAUGCUUAUACAUUUUUUGGGAUUGCUAUCGUUGGGCUUUGAUAGCGGGCUUGAUUUUUUAGUCAAGAGUUGCAUUUCAGUGAUAAUGGCUUUGACUAAUUUAUUUGUUUAUGAAGAGGGUAAUAUCGAUGCCUUAAAGAUAUUAGCUGAUCCCAGAUAUUUAUCAUCACAAACAGAAACAUCUCUUACCAUUUAUGAAAAGCCUCUUGUAGUGGCAGCCAAGUUUCAGAAGAUAAGGGCACUGUAUGUGAGCAGCAGUGCUUAUGCCUCAAAUGACUCCACACCAACACAAGGUUUGGAUCCAGAUAGCAUAGAAGAAACUUGCAGUGGGGAGAUGUACCUCAAGACCCGAUUAUUAGGGUCGGGUAAUGUGACUGAUUUUGAUGAUUUAGCUGACUUUGUUGAGUGCAAAAAGGGAAAGGAUUAUGUGGACUGGUUAAAAGAUCGAGAUAAAUUUAGAAAACGGAAAAUAAGCAAAAGAGUGAAACGUAUGUGGGAUAAAAAGAAGCAAGCAUGGAGAUCUAUGAGGGGGAAGGCUUAGAUACAUUUCAUUCAAAAACUCUUGUUUUCAAAGAUGUAUAGAAAAUCAUUGUAGGACAAUUUGUAGUCCUUUCAUUUUGUAAAGUUAUUUUGGGGUGACCAAUUAUUGGUCAUAGAUAACAUUGCUUAUGUGGAUAAAUUGAUUUAUCAAAUUAUUAUAUUAUAUUCUUAAUUA